GUUGGCCUCAGACUUUGGACGUCGUGCAGCAUGUCCAUCUCAACGCACGCAGAGUCCUCAAAACGUUCAAAUCUCGUCGAUGUAACAUACCAGCAGCUGCACUCCAUCCUCUCCGGCCACAUCGAGGGCACCUCCCCCGACCAGGUCCGCGACCUCCUCGCACCCCGCGUCGACACCCUCCGCGACGUCGCAUGGCCAUUCGGCAGGCCCUCGGACGCGUCUAGAAAGGCCGUCGAGUCGGGCAAGGUCGAGCUCCCCGAUGGCGUCGUGCUCACCCCGGACAGCGUCGACAAGGAAUGCGUCCGUGCGCUCAGCGAGCGGUUCGACAUCGACGAGAUCCACGCGCUCGUCCUCCUGCGCUCGUUCCUGUACAACGAGGGGCUGCCGUCGGUCGCGGGCGUCGUGAAGGACGGCCUAGGCGAAAAAGACGACGGGAAGGACAAGGAGAACGAGACCGAGAGACAGCAAGACUCUAAAGGAAACGAAAAGGAGAAGGAGCACGACAAGGACAUCAUCAUCGCCGAGCUCCUGUCCGCCAUCGGCCCCUUCUACUACGCCGAGCGCCUCGCCGCCCUGCGCACACUCAUCCCGCUCUUCCGCGCGCACGAGAACCCCGCAGACCCCGCGCACCCGCCCGCCGCAUCCGCCCUCGCGCGCAUCCUCGCGCCCGACGGCCCCGCGUUCGUCGAGGCGCUCGUCAGCGCCUACACCGCCAAAACGCACGCCGCCGUCCCCGCUGCGUUCGCCAGCGACCCGCGCGCGGCCGCGCGCUGGGCGCGGCAGAAUGUGCGGGAACAACUUGGGCUGCUCGAGGUGCUGUUCUGGGCGCUGUGGGCGUCUGUCCCGUGCACGGGCGCGCUCGUCGUGCGCGUGUUCGAGACGGCGUAUGCGAGCGCGCUGGGCGCGCGCCAGCGCAAUGCGACGCUGUUGCUCGAUCCGGAGGGCGCGCAGCUGCAGCGGGACGCGGCGGCGCUGUGGGUUCUGGUCACGGUGGAGGUGUUGGAGCUGGAGCGCGUCGCGGGGCGGGAGGACGUGGAUGUGGCGGAGACGCCGCGGGAUGAGCGGAUAUAUACGAGCGAUCCGGGCGCGCUGGAGAGGGUGCAUGAGUUGGUGACGGACCCGGCGAACGGGGACGCGCAGUUCGCGUGCACGUAUCUCGCGUGGGCGUUUGUGCUGUCGCGGCUGGGCGCGAUGGCGGAGGAGGCGAAGAGCGUGCCGAGUGCGUAUCGUGCGUUUUUUGAGAAGGUGAUGCCGCAUCAGCACCACCACCAGGGCGGCAGGGCGAAGGAGCGUGAGCCGCUGCAUGUGCUGAUGGCGAGGACGGUCGUGCAGGCGGAUGCGGGGCUGUUUCAGCUGCUGCUGACGCUGCUCACGGCGUCGCCGCUGUUUGUGACGACUGUAGCAUGGAAGACGGGCUCGACGGUGACAGAUCCGAACGCGGUCGCGUAUCGCUCGGUGCUCAAAGGCCUCAUCAUCGCCCUCGUUGAACUCGUCCCCGUCGAACAAAUCCCCGACUUUGACGCACUAGUCGAGGUCUGGAUCGCCCUCUUCGGCCGGAGCGAGCCACACGCCGUCAGCGGCAUCUGCCGCCAAUUCUGGGUCGCCGACUGGCGCCAGAGCGCCGCGCGGCGCGCAAUCUUCGACGUCGCGCGCGCACGCUUCCCCGUGCACUUCCGCCCGCUCGUGCGCCUCCUGCGCGCGCUGUCCGCCGCGGGAUUCCUCGACACCGACCCGCUCGCGGCGUCCGCGGACUCGCACAGCUCGCGCAGUCUGAGGGCGAUCGCGGGGGACGCGGGCGGGCAGGAGGGCUCCGCGGAGGCGCAGGCGGAGGAGGAGAGGGCGGUGUGUGCGCGGCAUGUGUUUUAUUAUUUUGACAGGCUGCCGACGUUUUCGCUCGUUAUUCCGCUUGCGUCGACGGCGGGCCCGAAUGCGGUGUAUGAGCGCGUUGCGCAUGGCGCGAGCCCGUAUACCGGUCCUGGGCUGUCGUACACGAACUUGCGGCCUAUCGUCUUACCGGGCGGUGGCGUUCUUCCCGCACGCAGCGUUGGCCGCUUGUUGAGCGGCGACGGCGGCGAGCAUGUGGCUGUGUGCUGGGCUCACGAACACUCGGGGUGGCGCGUGCUCGUUGAGGUGCUCGUGGAUUAUGUUGGCAGGAGGCGAAUGGCGAGCGCGGGUCAGGGCCAGCGGAUGCCCGGAGAGCUCUACCAGGACGUGUCGUAUGGGCGCGCAGGGAAAACGAGUCAGCCGCUAAGGCUCAAGCUGGAGGACGUGGGCAUGGAGGUGGAUGUACAAGCGGACGGACAGAGAGCAGGAGACGAGGCGAUCGCGACGGAUGCGCUGGACCUUAUACGGAGUAUCAUCCAGGACGACGGGCCCGUAGCAGAGGAGCUCCUGGAAGCGCUGGAGAAAGGCGACGCGACAGCAUCUCCAACCAACGGCGCACCUCCCGGAGACCAGCAAAGCCAAGGCCAGGGCAAAGGAAACGCCCCCGACCUCGUCCAACUCACAACGACCAUCCUCGAAGAAGCGCUAAGCCGCCCGCGCCCGCGCGGUGGCGGCCCGUUCGCGCAGACGCAGCUCGUCACGAGCGCGAUGAGCGUGCUCGCCGCGCUGCUCGCCCUCCCGAAGCACGCGACGCGCGUAUGGCUCUACCUCCGCUCCACCGCCGCCCUCUUCUGCCCUUCUGGCGGGCACGACAGCAAGACAGGCUUCGCGGCUGUUGCGCUGCCGGCCGAGCGCGCCGCGGGGACGUACACGAUGACGCGGGCUCUACUUCACCUCGCCCAAGCUCUCCUCAGCGAGGCGUGCGCAUCUGCGCUGGCAGUGCUGCCAGGCAACAGGCGCCUGCAGCAAGUGAAGGAGGAGGUGCUCCUCCGCGCUGCGGGUUUCGUGCACGGCGAGGUGUGGGUCGAGCAUCUCGGGUGGCGCUAUGCGCAGAUCGGGGAGCGCUUCGAGCUCGGGCGGCGCGCGGCGGCGUUCUUCGCGGAUGUGCUCGCGCUCGCGCCGCCUGCGCUGGGCGAGGGGGAGUCCAGACUGUUCCCCGCGCUCAGUCGCGCGGUGGCGGAUGUGCUGCUGUAUCGGGCGACGACGAGCAGCGUGGGCCCGCUGGUCAGUGCGAUUGCGGCGGGGCCGGCGGCGCUGCAUUCGUUGUAUGCGAGUAGGCGGUAUGGGGAUGCGCGGAGGCUGGUGUUUUUGCUCGAGGCGGAUCUUAGGCUGGUGAGGCUGGUGCUCAACAUCAAGCAGCAGGCUAGCGCUGCUGACGAUGCAAGCGAAAAUGGGAACAAGCCGUGCCUGCUCGAGCAAGCUCUGUGCUCUCGUGUCGCUGGUGGCGCUGGGCUGGGUGAUUCGCUUCGCGCCAGGGUGGACCCCGUAGACGUUCUCGCGACGUACGUCAAGGAACGCGCUCUGGGCGCUACGGUCCCGCUCGAGGCCAUGCGGGUGCUCUCUGCGCUUUGUGCGUCGCUUGCAGGCGCACAUACGCUCGUCGGACACCUCGCGAACCCAGAAGCGACCGUUGCUGCGCUCGUUCGUAUUGUGCAACACCCGUACGAGGAGCUCAAUCUGCGCAAUGCUGUCUGGGGCUUCAUCUCUCUUGCGGUGGACAAGGAGCCAGCGCUCGCGAACUUGUUUGUUACAGGACGGUUCAGGGUGCCGAGCAAGGGCAAGGCAAAGGAGAAGGAGGAGAAGGAGGGAGCCGAUGGCAAGGAGGAGGGAGGAUCGUCGCCAAGCGCCGUGGAUAUCGCCUCUCGCACCCUGGUGCACUGGAAGGAGCUCUGUGAUGCGAACCCGCAGCUGCUCGCGUCCGUGCUGCGCUUCCUCGACGUCGUCUGGAAGCAUGGGCUCGAACACAAAGCACUCAUCGAUGCGACGCGCAAGGAUACCGGCUUCUGGAAGGCGCUUGCUGCGAUCACGGAGGAGGAGCUCGGUCCGGACCCGGACUACGCGACGGAGAACUUCGUUACGAUCGACGGCGCGCGGCGGUCCAGUCUCCAUGAGGCCACAUCUGCGCAGGCAUACCGAUACAUGGUCAAGUCGUAUGCGGUCCACAUCAUUGGGCAAGACAUGUAUCUCCAGCCACCGCCUGCGUCGCCGAGCGACCCACUUCCCAAAACCAUCAGCUACGAUCAACUCGCACCGGUGUUCAAGUCCGAAGACCAGCUGAAUGAACUCAUACUCGAGGCGCAGUGCACGUCGUUCGACCCGACGCUCUACGACACACUCUCACAAGAGCUUCCCACGAGCUUCCCGGGCUUGACGCUCGAGCAGAUCCGGUCGCAGGAGCCCAUGACGGAUCGCGAGUUCGGGGACGACUACCAGUACUUGCCGAGCCUGCUGCGGAGCCGGUUGACGCACUGUGCGACGACGGACGAGCUGUUGCAUGCCGCAGAGGAAGUCGAGAAGAAGGUCAUGUCUAUCAACCUCAACCUGUCACUUACACAGGCGCAGGUCGCGCUCGGCAAGUCGUGGCAGUUCCUCCUAAAGCAGGUUAUGCCGUUCGUCCGACUUGAGCCGAACGUGCGCCCGAUUCUGCUAACGAUUGCUGCGACGGUCUCGGCGGACCUUGCCGGCGAGAAGCGCUCGGGCGAUAUGAUGGCGAGGAUCCAUGGGACGAAUCUGGGGCUGCUGCUCUCGCUAGUGGAGGUUGCGUGGUUCUCGACAAAGGACACGGACGAGGAGAUCAAGUCGUUCAUGAAGCUCGUGCGGAAUCUACACUAUAUCAUCCAGAACGAGGCGCAGCCGCCGUCACUCUCCUUCCUGGGCAAGGUCACGACGCCAUUCCACCGCGCUCUGCUUCAGAUCAUCUACUUCACCGUGCGGCAAUGCCGCAACCUCAGCAGCCGGCCGAAGGCGCUCAACGCUGAGCGGAGACUCGACAUCGCCUCGAUGCUGAACGCGACGCUCGUGCUCGUGAUUGAUGCGCUCAAGCUCGUCUUUGACACGGCGCGAACGCGGCUCGAUCUCGAUGUGGACCGCGACAUGGAGUUCCUCGUUGCCAUCUUCGAGCAGUGCACCCGCCCAGACAUCAACGUCUCGUCUCUACAUUGGCUUACCAGGUGUGCAGAGUCGGACGUGAUCCAGGCGUCACUCGAGCUGCUCGUCCGCGCGGACAUCGCCGGCCUCGGCGACGUGGCGCUCCUCAGACAGCGAAGGCAGCCUUUGUAUGCUCCGCAUGUCCUCACAUUCCACAUGGCACUUGCUAGUGUGCCUGCGGGAGCUGAGCGCUUCGCCAGUGCGGGUUUCGUCUCGGCAUACAGCAACAACGCCUUGAGUACCGUCUUGAGUGCCGCCGCAUUGGAAGUGGUGCUCCCCGAGUUUCCUGGCGAGCGAAGCCCAGCGCACUGUGCAUAUGUUGGCAUGGUGGCGGUGGUAGCUAGCGUGGUGAGCACACUCGGCGUGGAGAAGGGCAGGCAGCAAUACAGCCACUACUUCUUCGAUCGUGAGGCAUGCGGCUUUGUUCAGCAUUACGGCCGCCAGCUGGAAAGAGCACUCGGGUGGCGCGUCGGCGAGCCCAUUACGCUGCCGCUGCUAGAGGAGAUGGAGGAGGCUGUGCAUCUGUUCGGUGCAAUUGCGAGGAACGCACAUGCUGGGCCGUCAACAUCGUCGGUCAAGAGAGGAAGCAAGGAAGGGGGCGGAGAGGCUGUGGAGAAGGUAUUGAGGGCAUUCUCGACGCAUGCGCUUAGGUUGCUCCAGCAGAUCAACUACGCGCUCACACACCCACACCAUCUCGCAAGUCUCCUUGAACCCGUCACAGCCGAAGAACGGGCGCUGUUCGACCGCGAACCGCGUGACGGGGGUUCUUCUACCUCUUCGGCCUUGACGCUUGCAACGUCGUUGUCAGCAUCAGCAUCAGCGCUGGACAUGCUGGACCUGCAAAAGCAUCCGCUGACCGCUCGGCUCGUGCAUAGAUUGUUCAGACUCGCAGGCACGCUCGCAUGUGCACUGAAUGACACGAGCCAGGCGUAUGAUGUGCUCCUGGGCGAGCAAGACGAGUGGCCAACGCACGAAGCACUCGUCGUUCCCCAUUCAAAGGUUGUGCUCUCCGAAGCCACGUCCCUCGGCACACUCCUCGAACUCUCCAACGUCAUGCUGGAUGCUCUCCGUGCGCUCGUCUCCCGCCCACCUGGGCAAGCGCUCGCUCCGCCCACAUCAGUCACGGGUCCCACUGAAAACCCGCUCGACGCGGCAGGCGGCGCACGGCUUGCGCGCACGGCACUCGAAGCGCUGCUCCUCUACUCGAUAACGCAACUCGCUUUGUGGCUCGCCAAGCCCGACUUCGACCCUGCCACGUCCUCGCCCUCUGGAGGCGGCGAUAUGGAAAUGGACGAGCUGCAGCCUCACGCGGACGGAGGGCGGGAGCUGAGUCUCGCGCCCGCUUCGUCAGGGUCAGCGUCAGGCGGGCGAAAAAGCGCGAGGGGUGCGUCGACGUCGCUCACGCUUGCUGAGCGGUUGAGAAGGGGUAUGACGGGUGAGAUGGCGUCGGAUCUGCAGAGCUUGCUCGGCAAGAGUAAGCCAGUUCUUGCGAAGAGCGAGAGCGUUCUUGGGCAGGGUCAGGUAGAUCUUACGGAUGUGCUGACGAGGUUUUUGAACGAGCGGAUCAUCGCUGCGUAGCGAUAGCAAUGGGUUCGAAUACGGUAUGACGCACAUCGUGAGGAAGCGGUAAUGGUACGAUAGAUAAAAGUACUGUAGAUAUUUAAUCUCAAUAUGAUCUGUUGUUUGCUUUUCUUUCCCUACGUUAUACGUUUUCACUUGCCUGGCGGUAUUACAGCUACAACCCACUCAAAGUUCAUUUAUUAUAUUUUCUUAGCCGAAUUGAGGCGGUUCUU
Molecule: messenger RNA, 6824 nt
Organism: Coniophora puteana RWD-64-598 SS2
Lineage: Eukaryota; Fungi; Basidiomycota; Agaricomycetes; Boletales; Coniophoraceae
Exons: 4
Coding region: 31-6609 (2192 amino acids)
Biological process (GO): RNA export from nucleus; protein import into nucleus
Cellular component (GO): nuclear pore inner ring
Molecular function (GO): structural constituent of nuclear pore
Source: RefSeq, a predicted model, not a curated record